AUGAAGUACCCCUCCGAGAAAGGAGCUAUAUGCACUGUCCGGGCGGACAAAAAAACGGCCCGGGAGUGCUAUGUUGCCGGCUUAAGGUUGCACACCCGACAAAUAAAGCGGCAGGCGAUCGGCUCUGAGGUCGCCAUGGCCGACCUCGACCCAAGGAUGAACACCGAAGACCGGCUGGAACCGAUGGGGGAAACCCAGCCUGUCUUGAUAUGGAAGAGCCCCUCCCAGACGACUACCAUGGCCCAGGGACUGGAGCCCGGUGUGGAGGAAGGGCUUAGGUCGCUCCUGUGGAAGAAUAGGGACUUGUUCGCAUGGACGUCGGCCGACAUGUCAGGGAUCCACCCAACGGUCAUUUUCCAUAAACUCUCUCUGUUCAAGGAGGCCCGACCGGUGGCCCAGAAGAAGCGGCGGAUGGGCGAGGAGAAGCGGAAGGCCGUUGAAGAGGAGGUGAAAAAGUUGAAGGACGCAGCCUUUGUCCGGGAGGUCACCUACACUACUUGGUUAGCCAACGUGGUGAUGGUGAAAAAGAGCAGUGGGAAGUGGCGCAUGUGCACUGACUACACCGACCUGAACAAGGCCUGCCCGAAGGAUUCUCAUCCCUUACCUAAUAUAGACGCCUUGGUGGAUGGCGCCUCCGAACAUCGGGUGCUAAGUUUCCUGGACGCGUACUCCGGAUAUAACCAGAUUCCGAUGUUCGGGCCGGACCGGGAAAAGACGGCAUUCAUCACGGAGAGGGCAAACUUCUAUUAUGAAGUAAUGCCAUUCGGAUUAAAGAAUGUCGGGGCCACCUACCAGCGGCUAAUGGACCGGAUCUUCCAGGAGCAGAUAGGCAAGUGCAUGGACGUGUACGUGGACGACAUGGUCGUCCGUUCGGCAGAUGGAAUGGGACACAUUAAGGACCUGGAGGAAGUCUUUCACCAGGUUAGAAAGUUUGGGAUGCGAUUGAACCCGGCUAAGUGCACAUUCGGGGUAGCCACCGGAAAAUUCCUGGGCUUCAUGCUUACAUCCAGAGGGAUUGAGGCCAAUCUUGAUAAAUGUGAGGCGGUGCUCCAGAUGCAAAGCCUGGCCACUCUUAAAGAGGUCCAAAGGUUAGUCGGAGGCCUCACAGCCUUAUCACGGUUCAUCCCAAAGCUUGCCGAGAGAGUCAAACCUGUCCUACGGAAGAUGAAGAAGGGAGCCGGCCCCGUAUGGGACGCCGAGUGCGAAUGGGUUUUUCAGGACGUCAAAACCAUCCUGCUUAACCCUCCCGUGAUGAACCAGCCCGUACCAGGAGACGAUCUGCACAUCUUCCUCGGCGUGUCGGAGUCGGCCCCGCACACUUCUGGAUGCGGAAACCCGAUACCAACAAGUGGAGAAGGUAGAACUGGCGCUGUUAAAUGCAUCAAGAAGACUUCGCCCCUACUUCCAAAGCCAUCAGGUGGUUGUCAGUACCGAUUUCCCCAUCUCCAAAAUCCUGAGAAAGCUGGACUUGGUUGGGCAGAUGGUAUCGUGGCGGUAGAACUGUCAGAGUUCGGCCUACGCUACCAACCGAGGGGGUCGGUCAGGGGCCAGCACUUGGCAAAUUUCGCGGCCGAACUUCCCCCCUACAGCCGGGACGAGUGGAAUCUGUACGUGGAUGGAGCAUCUGGCAGGUCCAUCAGCGGGGCAGGCAUAGUGUUGGAGGGCCCCAACGGUUUCCUAUUGGAGCACUCCUUGGUAUUUAAGUUCAAGGUCUCCAAUAAUCAAGCAGAGUAUGAAGCGCUGAUGGCCGGUCUAGAAUUAGCGAGGGAUAUGGGAGCGAGAAGAGUCACUUGCCGGACAGACUCGCAGCUGGUCGUCGGCCAGAUGAAUGGCGACUUCCAGGUUAAAGAGGAACAACUGUCGCGAUACUUCCACCGCGCAACAGAAUUGGCGAGGACGUUCGACAAAGUCUGCCUCCAACACAUCCCGAGGGAAGAGAACGCGAGGGCGGAUAUGUUGUCCAAACUCAGUUCAGGAAAAGAAAAGGGGCAGCUGACAACGGUCGUCCGACAGGUACUGCUCCAGCCCUCGAUAGAGUGUAUAACAGUAUCUGACGGGGAGAAGCACUGGCGAUCCAAGAUUCGGGACAUCAUGUCCCGGCAGGACGACGGACGGCCCGUUGAGCAGCGCGAGGCAAAGAAAAUCGCCCGCUACUUGCUAGUGGGGGACAACCUGUACAGAAGAGGGUUCACCACCCCCCUCCUCAAGUGCUUGGGGGUAGAAGAGGCGUGCUAUGUACUGAACGAACUCCACAACGGCAUUUGUGGUUUUCAAACUGGAUGA
Molecule: messenger RNA, 2283 nt
Organism: Vigna angularis (adzuki bean)
Lineage: Eukaryota; Viridiplantae; Streptophyta; Magnoliopsida; Fabales; Fabaceae
Exons: 2
Coding region: 1-2283 (760 amino acids)
Molecular function (GO): RNA-DNA hybrid ribonuclease activity; nucleic acid binding
Source: RefSeq, a predicted model, not a curated record